CCAUUUUUCACACAUCCACUCUCUACAAUGGCGGAGAAUCAAGAACAAGUGCAGCCGAAGGAGAGAGAAAUUCCAGUUUUCACAGUCUUGAAGAAUGGUUGUGUAUUGAAGAAUAUCUUCGUUUUAGAUAACCCUCCCCCUAUUUCUUCGUCUUCCGCGGCGGAAAUUGAAGAGAUAUUGGUGGUGGGGAGGCACCCCGAUUGCAAUAUAAAGUUGGAGCACCCGAGUAUCAGCAGAUUCCAUCUCCGCAUUCACUCGAAACCCUCUUCUCGAUCUCUUUCCGUCACCGAUUUAUCCUCCGUCCAUGGGACUUACAUCUCUGGGAAAAGAAUCGAGCCGGGUGUCACGAUGGAACUAGUUCGGGGUGACACGCUGAAGCUGGGGGAGUCUAGUAGACUGUAUAAACUAGACUGGGUUCCAAUCAGCUAUGCUUAUGAGGUAAACGGCCUGUUUGCACCUCAGCUGGACGAGUUGGAUACCGUCGAUGAAGAAGCACCAGUAGCAGAUCAGGAUGAGAAUUGUCUGCCUCGUGAUAAUGAAUGGGGCCAGGAUCUGGGUGAUGAAAUAGAAACUCUAGGGUGGCAAUUUUCUGAGGCGGAUCUAGGUUUGGCUGUGCAAGAAACGGCCGCAGAAGUAGAGAACCAUCGCUUCCCUGAAAUGCUCAGCAACGAAAAUGAAGCGCCUGAAAUGUUCAGUAACGAAAAUGAAGCGCCUGCAAUGUUCAGCAAUGAAAAUGAAGGGCCUGAAAUGCUAGGGUGGCAAUUUUCUGAGGCGGAUCUAGGUUUGGCUGUGCAAGAAACGGCCGCAGAAGUAGAGAACCCUCGCUCGCCUGAAAUGCUCAGCAACGAAAAUGAAGCGCCUGAAAUGCUCAGCAACGAAAAUGAAGCGCCUGCAAUGCUCAGCAACGAAAAUGCAGCGCCUGCAAUGUUCACCAGCGAAAAUGCAGCGCCUGAAAUGCUCAGCAACAAAAAUGAAGCUCCUGAAAAUGAAGCGCCUGAAAUGCUCAGCAAUGAAAAUGAAGCGCCUGAAAUGCUCAGCAAUGAAAAUGAAGCGCCUGAAAUGCUCAGCAACGAAAAUGAAGCGCCUGAAAUGCUCAGCAACGAAAAUGAAGCGCCUGAAAUGCUCAGCAACGAAAAUGAAGCGCCUGAAAUGCUCAGCAAUGAAAAUGAAGCGCCUGAAAUGCUCAGCAAUGAAAAUGAAGCGCCUGAAAUGCUCAGUAACGAAAAUGAAACGCCUGCAAUGUUCAGCAACGAAAAUGAAGGGCCUGAAAUGUUCAGCAACGAAAAUGAAGCGCCUGAAAUGUUCAGCAACCAAAAUGUAAUCUCCGGUUGCCAGCUGUUAUCACUGGAUAUGUCAUUUUCAUGUGAUGAAGGAGCAGGAGUGGUGUGGAAGCAGGAUGGGGAUGGUUUGUUGCUUCACAAAGAUGAUUUAGGUGAAACUAUGGAGGAUAGGCUGUUAUCUGACGAGGCAACAAUGCCUCCACGUCCAGAAGAUGAAGCGGAGACUGUCAGUUCGCCUGAGAUACGCAACAAUGAGAUUGUUUUCUCGAGCAUUCAGAAAGGCCAUAUGCCAUUAGCAGAAACUAUGGAGGCUUCUGAGAUGAACUCGGAGAAAAGGUUAGGUAUGAAUAUUUGGUCGAGGAGGGGUAAAUUCGAAGAUGUCAAGAUCAGAACCAGCAGAAGCAAGGCAAUCUGCACGAGCAUUCAUAUGAGCGCACAGAUCAGAUCACUUCUCGUUGAAGACCGUGCGAACAAAUCAAUGGUGAAAGAUCAAUGUGGUGCUAGUCCUAAUAAGGAUGAAGGGAUCUUCACGCCGGACAAGGAGAACGCUUCUCCUGAUUCCUGCUUGGUGAGAUCCUUGGGAAGAAAUUUCGAUGAAGCUUUGAAGAGCGAAUCAAUCUCAGAUGAAGAAAUUUUCGCUUCAGAUAAAGAGAACACGACUCCGAACAGUUAUCUGCUCAGGUCCAUCGAGAAUGUCGGGAGCUCUCAAGAGGUUAGGCGUCUGAACUCGCACAAACCUUCUCCCUUGAAGAAAGCUAGCCGCAGCAUUUUACAGGAACGUAAAUCAGAAAGCUCUGCUUUCAACGGGAAGGCAGCAGAAAGGGAACCUUUUCUUCAGCUGCCUGUGGAUAGCCGCGGCAUUUUACAGGAUCGUAAACCAGAUAGUUCUGUUUUCAAAGGGAAGACAGCAGAAAGGGAACAUUUUCUUCCGCUACCAGUGGCUAGCUGCGGCAUUUUACAAGAACGGAAAUCAGAAAGCUCUGCUUUCAAAGGGAAGGAAGCAGAAAGGGAACCUUUUCUUCCGCUGCCUGUGGUUUCCACUGGUGAUGAUAAGUCCACACCGACACCUCCAGUACGUGAAUGCACAGUGAGAGAAAGCCGAUGUGUCGAUUACUCCAAGGCGAGAGUGAACAGGUGGAUUAUUGUAGUAGACACUGGUUGUCUGCUAAACAAGAAGUCUAGGAGGGAGCUGCAGCUGUUGAGAGGUCUUCGAGGGACCUCAUUGGUCAUUCCAAGAAUUGUUUUGAGGGAGCUCGACUGCAUGGUGAGACGCGCUAGUUUCCUGUCAAGAAUGACGGAGGCCUCUGCAGCGUUGCAAUGGAUCGAGGAGUGUAUGGCUUCAACAGCGUGGUGGAUUCACGUGCAGAGCUCAGCAGAGGAGAGCAGGCUCGUCCCACCAACUCCGCCUGCUGCUGCAUCUGCUCGCUUGUUCAGUGAGGAGAAAGGCGCGUUCUCCGUCGGCUCUAUCCCUUUCUCUCCCUAUACUCUGCAAGAAAUCGUCACUCCAACUGCUGCAGACCACAUCCUUGAAUCUGCUAUCCUCUUCAAGCAAGCCAUGGAUGGACAACUUGUCCUUCUCAGUGAUGAUGUUACAUUAAAGAUCAAAUCCAUGGCCGAGGGUAUCAUCUGCGAGACAGCAAGAGAGUUUCGUGGCAGUCUUGUCAACCCUUUCUCAGCGAGAUUCUUGUAUUCAGAUAGCUCUCCAAGAGGGCCGACAUGGACUUGUGCGGAUGAUACUAUCCUUAAGGAGAAAUACUACCCGAGUCCCACAAAGAAAGCCACGAAAUCGGGAGAUGGGGCUAAAGGUUUGAAGCUGAUACUACUGCACAACUCCAAUUUCAGAAAGAUGAGAGCUUAGGCAGUUUGACUUGAAAGUUAUUGAGUGCUUCUCAAUUUUUCAAUGUAUGUUACAUUGUCACUAUAUUUGGGAGUCUUGCGUUACCGAAUU
Molecule: messenger RNA, 3228 nt
Organism: Salvia hispanica
Lineage: Eukaryota; Viridiplantae; Streptophyta; Magnoliopsida; Lamiales; Lamiaceae
Product: forkhead-associated (FHA) domain-containing protein
Cellular component (GO): nuclear membrane
Molecular function (GO): protein binding
Source: RefSeq, a predicted model, not a curated record